CUCAAACCCUUCGAAAGAAAAAAAAAAGAAGAAGACAGAGCCUAAAAAGAUGACGAAGAUCAACGCUCUAUGCCGUUGUCUCCUCCCGUGCAUCACACCUCCGACGAAUCCAACCACCGCGUCAUCAUCCACCACCACCACCGGAGUCACCAAGAAACGUCUCAGCACUUCUCUCAGAGACGACAUCAUCGACGUUCAAGACUCAGCCUCUUCCUCCGAGGCCACCUCCUUCUCCUCCUCCGCCGUCGACUCAGGUUCCCUCUCCCCCGUCGCGCCGCAGAGACCGUCGAGGACGAUGGUGAUCGGCACGCUUUUCGGGAGGAGAAAGGGACACGUGUGGUUCUGCGUCCAGCACGACCGUCUCUCCGUCAAACCCCUCCUCCUCCUCGAGCUUUCAAUCACCACGAACCAGCUCGUCCACGAGAUGGACUCGGGUCUCGUCCGAGUCGCUCUCGAGUGCCCCACACGACAGGAACUCAAGUCUUGCUCGCUGAAAUCCGUGCCGGUGUGGACGAUGUUCUGCAACGGGAGGAAGUCGGGUUUUGCUGUGAGGAGGAGCGCAAGUGAAGAGACGAGGGUGAUGCUGAAGAGGUUGGAGUCCACUACGGUUGGUGCGGGGGUGCUGCCGUGUGGAUCCGGGUCGGAUCUUGAUGAGGUGAUGUAUAUGAGAGCGAGUUAUGAGCAUGUUGUGGGUAGCUCUGACUCGGAGUCUUUCCAUCUAAUUAACCCUGAUGCUAACUCUGCUCAAGAACUCAGCAUCUUCUUGCUAAGGACGUCUUCCUAAUGGCCACCUUUUGGGGGUAUUUUUAACUUAUGAAUGCUUUUCAUCACGUUUUGUUAUUAUCUUGUUCAGAGAUUACCAAACGUUUGUUGUGUAGGGCUUUUAGGGUCUAGACUUUAGAGAGGUUUCAUGUUUUGAG
Molecule: messenger RNA, 920 nt
Organism: Raphanus sativus (radish)
Lineage: Eukaryota; Viridiplantae; Streptophyta; Magnoliopsida; Brassicales; Brassicaceae
Product: protein MIZU-KUSSEI 1-like
Exons: 1
Coding region: 50-784 (244 amino acids)
Biological process (GO): hydrotropism
Source: RefSeq, a predicted model, not a curated record